Messenger RNA from Bactrocera tryoni, 1230 nucleotides. Its product is annotated as nucleoporin seh1-like. Gene Ontology annotation, biological process: positive regulation of TORC1 signaling; cellular response to amino acid starvation. The record is from RefSeq and is a predicted model, not a curated record. The transcript has 5 exons. Lineage: Eukaryota; Metazoa; Arthropoda; Insecta; Diptera; Tephritidae. Bases 97 to 1167 code for a protein of 356 amino acids. Gene Ontology annotation, molecular function: protein binding; structural molecule activity. Gene Ontology annotation, cellular component: Seh1-associated complex; nuclear pore outer ring.
AUAUUCGAGUUCAUUUUUUUCAUCAAUUAUUUUACAUUUUAUUUAUUGUACAUCGCGCGCUAAGUUGUACAUUUUAACUUUGUUUAUAUUGUGGAAAUGUUUGAAGUUGAACUGAUAUCAGCAGAUCACAAAGAUGUCAUCCACGAUGUCGCAUUUGAUUAUUACGGUCGACGAAUGGCAACUUGCUCUAGUGACCAAACCGUAAAGGUUUGGGAUGAAGACGAAAAAGGCAAUUGGAUUGAAUCCAGUAAUUGGAAAGCACAUUCCGGUUCUAUCUGGCGAAUCUCCUGGGCUCAUCCAGAAUUUGGGCAAGUCCUAGUUACAUGCUCAUUUGAUCGAACGGCGUCUGUGUGGGAAGAAAUAGUUGGAGAAAAAGUUGCAUCCCUAUCGACUCCUUCACGUCGUUGGGUACGUCGAAUGACACUGGAUGAUUCACGUACAAGCGUUUCUGAUGUUAAAUUCGCUCCUAAAUACUUGGGACUAAUGUUGGCCACAACAUCGGCUGAUGGUAUAAUUAGGAUUUAUGAAGCACCAGAUAUAAUGAACCUCACCCAAUGGCCUGUUUUGCAUGAAAUUGCUAAUAAAUUACCAUUGAGUUGCAUAUCAUGGAAUACUUCAACAUACAUGUUAUCUUCACAACUUUUAGCGGCGGGAAGUGACGAGACAGCUACACAUACCGGAAAAGUUUUUAUUUUUGCAUAUAGUGAAAAUCGCAAAUGGGUUAAAAUUGAUGCAAUUAAUGAAAUCACACAACCAGUUACUGAUUUAGCGUUUGCACCUAAUCCUGGUAGGACAUUUCAUAUGCUCGCGGUUGCAAGUAAAGACUUAUAUAUUGUCAAUAUCCGAGGAGUGACAGAUGCAUCCGCAAACACUAAACUUGAUAUACAAGCAACCAAAUUUAGUGAUCAUAACUGUCCUGUUUGGAGAGUUUGUUGGAAUAUGUUAGCGACAAUGUUAAUUUCAACUGGUGAUGAUGGAUGUGUGCGAAUUUGGAGAAAAAAUUAUACCAAGGAUUGGAAAUGUGCCGCCGUAAUAAAAGCGGAAGGAAGUUAUCCGUCCUACGAACCAAGUCUAAAUUCCCCUGUAAUGACUGUCUCUGCUGCUGCAACUGCCAAAUACUAUAAAAAAGGUUCAAUUAGUAACCCAAAUCAAGUGCCAUGGCAUUAGUUUGAAUGAAUUUUAGAUUUGCUUAAUGUUGAUUUAGAAAGUACGUCUAAGAAAUUAUUUAAA